GGCUCGGCGGGGGUUGCGGGACGCGCCGUCGGGGAGCUGCGGCCCGGGAACCCCCCCGGCGGCGGCUCGGGGUCCGGGCGGGGCGCGCAGGGGCGGCGCCAGGCGGUGACGUGCGCGGGGGACGUGCCGCGCGAGCGACCGAACACUUAAAGUCGCCCCCGGCGCGGAGCCGGGCGGCAGAGGCGGCAGAGGCGGGCGCGGCGGCCCAGCGGCGGCAGGUAGGCGCGGCCCGGAUGCUCGGCGCGCGGGUCGGGGCCCAGGAGCUUCUGAGCCGCCCGGGGCGCCAAGCCAGUGCCCGGCAAGGGGGUGGCUUCUGGGUCCGCGCUCUCACCCCGCCCCAACUUCGCCCGUCAGGUCCGGGGGCGCCCGGGGCAUGGACUAGCUUUCCCGCCCCCUGCGGCCCCCACCCAGAGCCAGCCGCGCCCCUCCGCGCCCUCGCAUCCCUGCGAAGUCUGGCCUUCCCGGGUCCGGCCCGGCGCCCACCCGUCGGGCGGCUUCAGGGGCUGGGCUCCGGCCCGGAGGUGGCUGCGCCAGCGGCCAAGCCCGGUCCGGGUAUAAAUAGCUCGGUCCGCGGCGGCGGCGGCGGGGGGCGCGGGCUAUAUUUGGCGGGGCUCCUGCAGCCCUCCCCGUGGGGGUGGCCUCCCCGAGGGAGUGGGGAGCACGUGCGCUCGGGCCGUGGCGCUUUCCCCGUUUGCGUCACCCUAAACACUCACCGACCCACGCCCGCCCUCGGGCAAUGACUAACAGCCUGCGCGGUGCACGGAAGUUGCCCUUCUAGAGCCAGGCUGGGCUCCCUGGGUUCGCCCUACCUCCCGCCCCUUGUCCCCAGCUCGUGGGAAAACCAGGAGCGGCCUUCGGUAGCCUCCCACUUCCUAACCCUUGCCUCAGUUUCCCUAUCCUAAAAGUGGGUUGCUCAGGCGCCUCCUCGGGUGUUGGGCCCGUCAAGGGACAGGGGCCGCAGAGUGGAAGGGAAGCCUUGGCUCUGGCCAGGGCUACCGCGGGCGGCUGCAGUCAGUGAGGAACGACGGGGCAGCGUCGGGCCGCCGUCCUCCUCUCUGUCCUAGAGGCACCGAGCUGCGUGGCCAGGAAGCCUGGGCUGAAAGGGUCCCUCUCCUGGCCAGAGUCAGGCCUGCUGAGUAGGGGAAAUGCCAGUUGGCCCCACCUCAGGGCCCAGGGUCUUCUCUACACUGAGCACAAGGGUGGGUGGUCUUGUGUCUUUUGGGGCUGGGGAGCCCAGGGUCCCAGCUUCACUGCACAGGCCUGGGAAGUCAGGUGGGUGUUGGCCUGAACGUGCUGAGAGGGACAGGAACAGCUCCCCCAGCUUGGUGUGGCGGCUCGGCUGCGCUCCCUCAUGGCGGGCAGGAACUGGGAGAGGGGUGCUAGGACGCCAUGGGGGGUUUCUGCCCCCAGCGAGGCUCUGAGUACAUAGGAACACUGUCUUGGCAGGUGCAGGGUCUUUCCCCAGGACUCCGUGGUGUGGACAGGGCUUGGAGUAGGAAUCUAGAGGCCUGGUCCCAAGACAAGCUUGGUAACGACCCCAUGUGACCUUGGGCAGGGCCCGCCAUCCAGGCCACCCAGAAAGCCAUGUGGCCCCAGUGACUUUGAGGGCUGGCUUAGUGGUGGGUCCUGGGGUGACCUGGCCACAUGGGGCGGAAAGGCCAGUGCCACUCCCUCGAGUGAAGAGCCAAAUGUGGUCUACACUCUGGGCCCCAGUGGGGGGCCUUCUCGGCAGUGGCGCAGAGCCAUUGGAGGUGCCCAGGCCCUGGCGCAGGGGCGGGGCGGGAGUAGACAGGGCUCGGGGCGUCCUCACGGCUUCUCCUGCCCGAGUCAGCCCCAUCUGUGAAAUGGGCCGCUCCGGGCAGCCGCACGCACAGAACGGCCGGGCCCCUGCCCCGAGACUCGGAAUUCACGAGUCAAAGUCCCCGAGCCCCGAGCCGCGCCCACUCGUCCCACCUCUGCAGCAAGUGGAGCCGGCCCCGCCCUGUGGCUUCGAGGCCCGACGCCUGGCGCGGCUCCCAGGCUCCGCUGACCCGGGUGGACCCGCGCGCCCGCAAUUACGGUAGCGUCCGGCAGGGCGCCUACUGCGGGCAAUACGGCGGCUCCUCCUAUGGCGCGGUCACGUCCCCCACGUCCCGCGGCCGGCGGGGCGGGUCCGGGCGGAGCAUCCUCCUGUCCCCCUUCUCCUUCCCCGGUGGGCUCCGCCCAGCCUCCCCCACAAGCGCCGACCCCUGCCCGCCGAGCCCGGAAGCCAGAGCCGUCAGGCAAUCGUCCAGCCCGGUCAGGGGCGCACCGAGGAGGGGCCUUUCCUAGCGAGGGUGGAGCUCUGGGCUCCCCCUCCGUCCCCGCCACCCGCCUUCCUGCCUCCCCCGCGUCACUCCUCCCCACGGGUCCCCACGACGCCUGCUGGGAGGCCAUGGCGGGGGAGCCUCCUGACCCGAGUUCCCCUCCAGGCUGGGCUUCCGGACACCGGCUUUAGGGUGGAGGGGUGCACGGGGGUGCACGAGAGUCCAGGAAUAGGACGACGUGGCUUCGCGGAGGGGCGGCCUUGCGGGGUCCAUGAGGCCUCCGACGUGGGGGACGGCGGCUCUGGACCAGCUCUGGCUCCCACCGCCUCCCGGCCCCAGGGCGGUGACCUCAGCUUGCAGAGAAGCGAGUUCCAAGCUCUAAGACCCCGCAGUGGCAGCUCAGGGAUGAAGCCUGCUGUGGAGCAGGCAGCCUCCAUUUUCCACGUGGGACUUGUGCCCAGCAACCCUUGGGGCACCAGUUGGGGGGCUCCUGGUCCUGGGUGGAAGUGGCCAAUCUGCAAAUGAGGCCUGUGUGUCUGCCCCACCGGGCCCUGCGAUGAUGAUGUGAGUGGACACGGUGUCGGCACAGGCAUGCGCGGGAGUCUGAGACGGGGAACAGGGCUCAGGCCUGGGCAGCCCCUUGUCCAGCGUCCACUCCCUGACACCCCGGCCCCCAACACCUUUGCAGAUGGCUGGGCCUGGGCUGCAGGGAGGGGCUGGUGCUCCUUCCUGGUUUGCACAAGGGGAAGAACAACUCAGGGAGGCCCCUCCCUGGGUGCAGCGCCCUCCUGCCCUCCUGGAACCCCUUGCCAACCCCAAGCUAACCAAAGGGUGGGGGAGGGGGCUGCUUCCUUGGUCCUGGGCAGCUCCCAGGGAUCCAGGAAGGAAAGAAAUUGCCCUAUUCCUGCCCCGCCUCCUGCCUGGGCCACAAAGGCAGGGCCAAGGCCCAUCCUUCAAAGGCUGGAGUCAGUUAGGUAACAGGCCACUGCCCAGACCCAGACAACGGGCCGACAGUCCAGCGGAGGCCUCAACGAGGUGGUGGUGCUGCUCGACCUGAGGACCUAAGCGGGUGAGGGGUCUGCAGGUCCAGGGUGCCCAGUGCUCCCAAGGAGGUGAGUGGGGUUUCUGGAGAGGCCUGGAGGAGCCAGCUGGGCAGCUGGGCUCAGGUUCGAGACCCUUUCUGUAUGUGUGUUGCCAUAGAUCCUGCAGGACCUGGCAUGGUCUUCCAAGCCUUCCAGGCUGGUGACCGGGCAGUGCAGGGGUCCAACCUGGCAGGCGCCCAGGUCCUGAGGGCUUCAUGGCUGAGUCCUGGCCCCAAACCAGGGGGCCAGGUUUGAGACCCCUGUGCCCUGGACCCUUGAGGGAACUGCUUGCUCAUGAGGACUCACGAGGGCUGGAAUCAUGAGGGCACAUGGCUCUGGGAUGUGGGGGUCUCCUGGAAGGGUCCUCCCCACGCACCCCUGCCCCAGACCUCCCUGCUCAGCUUUAGCAGCCCGGAGUUGUGGGGCCUUUGGGGACCAGCUCUCCAGGCAACCCCACCUGGGAGAUCAGCUUUCUCAGCCCAGGGGCCAGGUUAUUUCUGGGUGGGUUGGCAUGCUUCCUGGGAGCGCGGUGGGGGGGGCGACAGUAAAUGUCAGGGGAAGGCCAGCCUGUAGUGUGUGCCCACAGAGAAGCCAAUGCUUGGUGGCUGUGGUGUGGCUCCAGGCAGUGCAGCCCCAGGGCUGUCCUUGGAACCUCAGCCAGCCUGCACCUCAGUCCAUCGUGAUGCUGGGGUUAUCCUGGGAGACGGGGACUGUGGACUGUCGUUUCGUGCCCCUUCCCCUACUGUAUCUCCUGUGGAAUCCCCUGCCCCAAGCUGUGUGGGCACAGCUGGCUCAAAGUCAGCCCCUGGACGACAGGCUGGAGUCAGAACUCAUGGAGCCAUUUCAGUCUGGGUGACUGGCACCCCAGCCUGGGUGAGGACAGAUGACAGUGCCAGGCUGUGGUGUGGAAGCUUCUUGUCCAAAUGCCUCAUCUCCUUGACACAGAAGAUGGCCCUCCCCACGUGAGCGUCACGUGGAAGCCACAAGCUCCUCAGGUCCCAGAACAUGCUGUGCUCUCCUGGCCAGUGAGCCCUGGCACUGCCCCAACCGUCUGCCAGCCCUCCUUGACCCUAGUCCAGGGGGCACCACAUAUCCUGAGGGUGGCCGUCAUCCCCUGCCUCCCCAUGCGCCCUCGUCUAUCUCCUGAGGACGCUGGCGGGCAUCGAAUGCUGGGUUUGCCUGCGUCCCCUGCCCCCGCUGGUACAGCCCAGGUAGACUCAGAGACCCUGGUGCUUGUUUUUGGAGGGGACCCUGGGGUAUGCGGAAUCUGUUUCUAUUUGUUGUAUAUACAUUUCCUUCCUUGGCCUUGCAUGGUCCGUUUGAUGUAUUUUAAAAAGUGUAAACCCACAAUCCCAAACAAGCUGGGACCUGAGGCCGUCAAUCCCUCCUGUCUCCCCAUGGCCCGCAUUCUGCAUCCUGUUCCUGUUUCAUUCCUCAAGUGCAUGUAUUUUUAGCAUCUUGUAGUUACUCUGCUAUGUAGUGUCAUCUUAGGGACCUUUUAAACUUGAUGCCAGUAUGAGCAGGACCUAGCCUGCUGCUGAGGGACCCCAGGCAGUGUCCUGUCUCAGGCACUGUGGUGGGGCAUCCGGUGCCCAGGUGCAGGCAGGAACAAAAGGUGCUCCUGGGUUUCCCAGAAAUGGUCCCAAGGCCUUGGCCCCAGGGAGCCAGCACAGGCUCCGGGGGUGGGCCUCUGGGGAGGGCCUGUUCCGUUGCAGUGGGCAGCAUGUGAUCAUCCAGCCACAGCUGGCUCCCCUCGUCAAGCGGCAUUUCCCAGUGACAGUGACGGCGUGGAACACUUGGGGAGCCCUUAAAGACCAUCCUCAGACCUCUGAAGCAGGGACUCCAAGGGGCACAGCACCUGUGGUGGGGCCGGUCCAGCAAGCUGGAUUUGGGGACGGCCCAGAGGAGGAGGAGCAGGCACAGAACUGAAACUCACCCAGCAAAGGUCCUUGCCCUUGUGCGGGUCCGGCCUCUAGUUAUGUGUCGGCGUUAGAGACAAAGGCAGGCUGUCCAGGUGGGACCCACCAGGUUAGGGAGCUGUGGACACGCUUGCAGGAGGAAUCCAAGGAAAGGGGGUGGUGGUGGAGCUUGCCCCACAGGCCUGCUGCUGCCUCCUGGGGCGCUGGUUCACAGUAUGGCCCCCGGAGGGAGAAGCCAAGCUGGCUGGACUAGACCACUCAAGGCCUUGGGUUGCAGUCCUUGGUGAGGAGGGAGGCAGGUGACUUCUUGGUAGGGGGGCGCAUGAAGAUGGAAGUCUGGCCCUGGGUCCCAACUUCACUCUCCCCCACACGCGCUAAGCUCCUGGCGUUUACAGAAGUGAUGCCAGCUUCAGACAUGGGGGCUGCUGUGGUUUGCUCUGGUGGGAUGGAUGGAAGCCUCUCUGGCCCCUGCCUCCCAUGGAGGCUGCAGACAUUCCUGAGUGAGUUCAAGCUGCAGCCUGUCGGUCACUCCAGGCAGAGGUGGAGUGAGCCUCUUCCCACUGGAGGAGUCACUGAGCAAGCACGCCAGUGAGGCGGAACCAGCCCUCCUGGCCAUGGGAGGGGCUGUGGUGGACGACGGCCCGACGGGCGUCAAGGCCCCCGACGGCGGCUGGGGCUGGGCUGUGCUCUUCGGCUGCUUCGUCAUCACCGGCUUCUCCUACGCCUUCCCCAAGGCCGUCAGUGUCUUCUUCAAGGGGCUGAUGCAGGAGUUUGGGAUCGGCUACAGCGACACAGCCUGGAUCUCCUCCAUCCUGCUGGCCAUGCUCUACGGGACAGGCCCGCUCUGCAGCGUGUGUGUGAACCGCUUUGGCUGCCGGCCCGUCAUGCUUGUGGGGGGCCUCUUCGCGUCCCUGGGCAUGGUGGCUUCGUCCUUCUGCAGGAGCAUCAUCCAGGUCUACCUCACCACUGGGGUCAUCACUGGGUUGGGUUUGGCGCUCAACUUCCAGCCCUCGCUCAUCAUGCUGAACCGCUACUUCAGCAAGCGGCGCCCCAUGGCUAACGGGCUGGCGGCGGCAGGCAGCCCCGUCUUCCUGUGCGCCCUGAGCCCGCUGGGGCAGCUGCUGCAGGACCACUAUGGCUGGCGGGGCGGCUUCCUCAUCCUGGGAGGCCUGCUGCUCAACUGCUGCGUGUGUGCCGCACUCAUGAGGCCCCUCGUGGCCGUGGCCCAGCCGGGUGGGGGCUCGGGGCCGCAGCGACCCUCCCGGCACCUGCUGGACCUGAGCGUCUUCCGGGACCGAGGCUUUGUGCUGUACGCCGUGGCUGCCUCAGUCAUGGUGCUGGGGCUCUUUGUGCCGCCCGUGUUUGUGGUGAGCUACGCCAAGGACCUGGGUGUGCCCGACACCAAGGCGGCCUUCCUGCUCACCAUCCUGGGCUUCAUCGACAUCUUCGCGCGGCCGGCUGCGGGCUUUGUGGCGGGGCUCGGGAAGGUGCGGCCCUACUCCGUCUACCUCUUCAGCUUCUCCAUGUUCUUCAACGGCCUCGCGGACCUGGCGGGCUCCACGGCGGGGGACUAUGGUGGCCUGGUGGUCUUCUGCAUCUUCUUCGGCAUCUCUUACGGCAUGGUGGGGGCCCUGCAGUUCGAGGUGCUCAUGGCCAUUGUGGGCACCCACAAGUUUUCCAGCGCCAUUGGCCUGGUACUGCUGAUGGAGGCGGUGGCCGUGCUCAUCGGUCCCCCGUCUGGAGGCAAGCUCCUGGACGCGACCCACGUCUACAAGUACGUGUUCCUCCUGGCGGGGGCCGAGGUGGUCACCUCCUCCCUGAUUUUGCUGCUGGGCAACUUCUUCUGCAUCAGGAAGAGGCCCAAGGAGCCACAGCCUGAGGCAGCGGCCACGGAGGAGGAGAAUCUCCACAAGCCCCCCGCAGAUGCGGGGGUGGACUCCAGGGAAGUGGAACAUUUCCUGAAGGCUGAGCCUGAGAAAAACGGGGAGGUGGUUCACACCCCAGAAACCAGUGUCUGAGUGGCUGGGAGGGGCCGGCAAGCACAGGGAGGAGGUACCGAGGCUGGCAACGCUUGCUAUUUAUUUUACAAACAGGACUGGCUCGGGCAGGGCCACGCUGGGCUCUGGCUGCCAGCUUAGCAGAUCGUCGCCUGAUCAGUGUUUUGCAGGGGGAGGUGGCGGGGCAGGAACUGUGUCAUUCCAGAGUGGAUCUGCGGUGAAGCCAAGCCUUGAGGUUACAAGGCAUCCACAACAGGGGCCCCGCCUGCUGGUCCCAAAUGGCCUGCGGCCACUAUUGUGCUCAAGGACCUAGAAACCCAUGCCGCAAGAUGAGAUGACUUUAAUCCAAGGGUGGGCUGCGGAUAGGCUGGUGGGGCAGGUGCUGUGUGGGGCCCUCUCCAGCCCAUCCUACCCUGGGUUCUUACGUGCGGCCUGCACCCACCCCUCGGUGUCUUUGGGGAUAGCUUCUGCCACCCCUGGAAGGUGGAAAUAAACCUGUGUGUGGGUGGAGUGUCAGGA
Molecule: messenger RNA, 7802 nt
Organism: Cebus imitator (Panamanian white-faced capuchin)
Lineage: Eukaryota; Metazoa; Chordata; Mammalia; Primates; Cebidae
Gene: SLC16A3
Product: solute carrier family 16 member 3
Exons: 5
Coding region: 5901-7304 (467 amino acids)
Biological process (GO): monocarboxylic acid transport; transmembrane transport
Cellular component (GO): membrane
Molecular function (GO): monocarboxylic acid transmembrane transporter activity
Source: RefSeq, a predicted model, not a curated record